Lolium perenne is the source of this 1913-nucleotide messenger RNA. Lineage: Eukaryota; Viridiplantae; Streptophyta; Magnoliopsida; Poales; Poaceae. The record is from RefSeq and is a predicted model, not a curated record.
AGUUUAAAUAGACACGUCACCAUUUAACAACUCAUUGCCCUCGACUUCUUCCUUCAGCUCAUCACCUCCCAGGACCAAGAGGGCCUUAAUCCCCUCCCAGUUCUAGUGUUCUUCCCCGUCAAAUCAAAUCCCAUAUCUCCUAAGAUAUUCCUCCUAGAAGUGUAUCUUUGCUGGGAGAAGCGCCGCAUGUGACAUCUUCACAAAGGUUGAGAGAACAGGCGGGGGUAAAGGUGCAUAUGUUCUAGUUCAGAUUAGUGUAGUCGCUGAGCAAAACCCAAAAGGUCACCGUAAAGUAGGAACAAAGUCUUCACAGCCAGGCCACAGCAUCCAAGUACCGCACCGGCUUUCCGACAAAUCCAUUCUUGCAGACCCAUCCAUGGGUUGUGGGGCAUCGAGGGAUCCGGGCGUUGGACGCCAGGGGAGGCCAAAAGGCGUUGGUGAGGUGGUCGUCUUCCUCCCGGGGCUCCGGGUUCCGAGGACCGUAGACUUCUCGCAGUCUCUGGGUGAUCACCUGGACAAGAGCACGGUGGAGAGGCUGUCAGCUCUAAGAGCAAGGGUUGUGGAAAUGGCAAUGCAGGAAUCAGCGACAGCCCUGAAGCCGAGGCGAAAGGCUGCGUCGACACGGCACGGAGGGUCUAGCACUGCUAAUCUUCUCCAGGCUUUGGAAGAGUAUCUGUCAGUUCUGCUAGGACUGGUGAAAGAAAGAGGCAGUGAGCUGAGAAACAAAGUGCAGUUUGUUUGGUCUAACCAAGAAGAUGAUGCUGAGGAGACAUCCAUGGCAGAUGCUUGGUACGAGGUGUUGUCUGUGCUGCACCUGAUGGCCAUGGUGUGCUUCCUGCAGGCCAACUCUCUGCUUCUUCCUAGGUCAUACAGUGACGGCUAUGGGCCGAGAGUAUCUGAAGAGAGCAGGCGAGCCACUGUUGAUGUUUUCUUGAAAGCAGCUGGGUUCUUGGAUUGUGCAGUUAAUCAAGUACUUCUGCAGAUACCACCCGAGAAAAGAAGGGCACUCCCAGUAGAUCUAGCAGAAGGAAAUCUAAAAGCACUUAGCUUGCAAGGACUUGGCCAGGGAGUUGAUAUGCAACUUGGAUUGGCAAUUGAUAAUCCGAAGGCUACUUUAGCAGUAAAACGGCGUUUAGCUUGCGAGCUGGUCAAAUAUUGGCAACAGAUUAAGGAUAGCAUACCAGAGCUUCCUUUGUCAGAUGGAUGGGCGAAAAAGCACACACUAUUUGUAAAGUGGAAGUAUGCUGAAGCAAAGGCUGCUGCAUACUAUUUCCAUGGGUUGAUUCUUGAUGAGGGAGACACCGAAAAAUCUCACGAGAUGGCAAUAUCCUCACUACAAGCAUCAGAGGAGUUUCUGAAAGAGAGUGAAAGGGCUUCAGAGGCCUUCCAUUCAACUCCUCCGACAUCAAGGAUCUCAAUCCCUUUUGGAACAACCAAAUAUCUUUUGGACAGAAUCCCAAAAGAUACAUUAAGCAAGCUCCAGAACAACCAGCACCUGUACACCCAAGGAAGAACUUCAAACACUGGAACCAACCGGAUCAUCACACCGCCACCUCCAUUGCCAGAUUUUCCGCUGGCCCUAAAUCCCGAGGAAUAUGAGCUUCCCCAAUUAGACCCACUGUGGAAGAAGGAAGUUAACCACUGAUGAAGUUUAUUACCAAGCUGAGGCAAGCAAGAAGGCUUUCUUCUAAAUGGAAGCAUUCAUCUGCUGCUGACAGAGAACAUGAAUUCUGCAGCACUUUAGACCACAACAGUGAGAAACGAAAUGUAAUAUGCCGAAUGCUUAGAAAGAGAAAAAUCUUACAAGUUUCGAUCAGUCAAAAUGAGUUACCAUGCUAAGUCCAAGGAUUCUGAAGAACAAUGUACAUAUGGAGCAUUUAUUUCAAAUUAUGCAAAUGCUUUUGUUGAAAGAA